AUGAAGUCAGUCAGGACCCUCUCCGGCUAUCAAUCACAACUGACGCAAAUGGAACAGCUUAUGGGCACGAGUCCGGAGCACCAGGAUUCCAAUUCCACACAAUUAAAGCCUAUGCAUCCGCCAACACUGCGACUCUUUUUGGAUCUUUGUGCAAGAUUGCCACAGGAAGCAGUCACGAGAGAGCUGAUUGAGACCUUCUUUUCGGAGGCGAAUUGGUAUUUCGCUGUGCUGGAAAAGCAUUAUUUUGAGAAGCUUUACACCUCCUGGUCUGCUCUUAGCAGUCAUCUCAUGGCAGGUGGGCAACCUGGAGGAUUGCCACCCGAUCUUCUCCAUUUUCCGGCAUUGAUAUUCCAGGUCCUUGCUGUUGCUUUGCAAUUUUCCCCGCUAGACUUGCCUUGUCUUCAGUCUUUAGGGGUUGACGAUUUUGCUUCGCGUGACCGUUUAUCAGGAGAUUUCUCAGAGAGGGGGGUGGCAAUUCGUCGCAUUAUAGAAACAAAUGAGCCUACGUUGACUACUGUGCAAUGUGAUUUGAUGAGGGCAUUAUGGCUCAAGAACACGAGUCGAGGGAGAGAAGCAUGGCACGUAUUGGGUGCUGGAAUCAGAAUGGCCCAAGAGUUGGGACUUCACAAACAAUCCAAAAUCUUCCAGAAUCCACAAUCCCCAUUGGAAGAUACACUCAGCCAGUUAUGGUAUGACGAGUAUAAACGCAGGCUAUGGAUCAAAUUAUAUUCUUGGGACAGCCAUAUGGCAUUCUCUCUGGGCUGGCCCCGAACCAUCAACAGCAGUGACUGCACAAUCGUCCCUCCACUAGACCGCGACAUACCAGCAGAUCCAUCAACAACAGUACCAAUGGCCCUAUUUCCACAUGAACCGCCCUCAUCUUUCACACCCCAUCUCUUCCAAUACACAGUCUGUCAACAGAUCCACGAAGCCAUGUCCCUAGGCGCCCACAGACAACACCCCGAGAAUUACACCUUAGUCGAAACUCUCCACCACCGCAUCCUCUCAUUACUGAGUGCCCUACCACCAGUCCACAGACCAGUAAACCCCGACAGAUCCUGGGACCUAACCCACAUCUACAUUCCCAAACAGCGCCAACAAAUAGCAACAGCAGCCCACUCAUUCCUAAUGGCCCUCCACAGACCGCAUUCGAAAAUCCGUAUUGCAAGUCGCAACGCAGCCAUCGAAGCAGCACUAAGCACACUGGACGCACAGGAAAUCCUAUCCGAUCUCAUGGCAACACGAUAUUACAGUAUCUACGCACUAUCCGUGUACACCGUCGAAGCCGCGAUUUUUCUCUCCGUCACUAUUCUGGAACAUCCGCCCUCGGAUCCAGUCAUGGUCCAUCGAAUCCAACGCACGUUAGAAAAAGCCAUAUAUCGUCUCGAACUGGCACAGGAUAGGGUUUCUCUGGCGAAGUCGGGAUUGCAUGUUUUGAAAAUGUGCUAUUCGAGAAUGCAGCCUCUGCAGGUGCAGGGUAUGCAUGGGAUUGCAGCUCGACCUUCGGGACUGGUUGGUAUUUCUGGAGAUCCGGUUGGUACUGCACUAAGCAAUGAGUCGGUUAUGGGAUCUCAUAUUCCUGAAUUUGGGACUGGUGUCGACAAUGCGGUUAUGUUUGAUGAUAUUACCGUGUCGAAUUUUGAUAUCGAGUCUUGGGUGCAGCAGAUGAAUGAAAUGAAUGGCCUGCUUUGA
Molecule: messenger RNA, 1692 nt
Organism: Penicillium salamii
Lineage: Eukaryota; Fungi; Ascomycota; Eurotiomycetes; Eurotiales; Aspergillaceae
Source: the annotation of a GenBank genome assembly